Fonsecaea erecta is the source of this 2154-nucleotide messenger RNA. RefSeq names its product NADPH-ferrihemoprotein reductase. The transcript has a single exon. Gene Ontology annotation, cellular component: cytosol. The record is from RefSeq and is a predicted model, not a curated record. Bases 1 to 2154 code for a protein of 717 amino acids. NCBI's taxonomy places the organism in Eukaryota, Fungi, Ascomycota, Eurotiomycetes, Chaetothyriales, Herpotrichiellaceae. Gene Ontology annotation, molecular function: flavin adenine dinucleotide binding; FMN binding; NADPH-hemoprotein reductase activity.
AUGGCUUCUCAGGCCUUCGAAAUCUCAUCCGUCCCGCAGCUUGUCAGACUCGUUGCCAGAAGCUUGCAACCCACCUCGAUUGCAGACUAUGUGGCUCUGGUCAUUGCAGCUGUGGUUGUCGCAGGAUACCUGACUAGGGGGACGUUGUGGGAUAAGCCAGAUCCUUAUUAUCACAUCUAUUUCGAACGGCCCCAGCAACAAGAAGGCGCUGCAAACACGCAAGCCCAGGCGCAGCGCAAUAUCGCGAAGAAACUAUCCGAGACCGACAAACGAGCUGUGAUCUUUUGGGGUUCUCAGUCUGGCACAGCAGAACGCUUCGCUAAUCACCUUGCGAAAGAAGUGCAAUCACGGUUUGGCCUUGGUGCUCUCUCUGCUGAUCUGUCGGAUUACGAUUCGGAUUCUAUCGCCCAACUAUCUAACGGGCAACUGGCAAUAUUCAUCCUCUCAACGUAUGGCGAGGGUGACCCCAGCGACAAUGCCAAUGGCUUCUGGGACUGGAUCAACAGUAACCCCCCGGAUACACUUCCGGACCUGCAGUAUGCUGCCUUUGGUCUCGGAAACAGUAACUACAAGUACUACAACCGUGUGGUCGACGUUGUGGUUGAAGCAUUACAGAAGAAGGGUGCCACCCUUCUCCUGCCGGUGGGCAAAGCAGAUGAUGCAGAACGCUCCACCGACGAAGAUUUCCUUUCAUGGAAAGACGACCUCUUUGCCAUGUUCCGGAACAGACUCGGAUUGGAAGAACGACUGGUCGAGUAUCAACCGACGAUUGUUGUCACCGAAGACGACUCUUUAACACCAAUCGACCUCCACCAUGGCGAACCCGCCCAUUCUAGAGACAACCCCAAAGCUGCUGCGUCAUGCUCACCUAUUCGACCACUGUCAAUCACGAAUCCCCGCGAACUCUUCCAAUCUUCCGAGCGAAACUGUGUCCACAUGGAGCUCGACCUUGCAGAGCACCCUGAGAUCCACUACAAGACGGGUGACCAUCUUGCCGUGUGGCCCACAAACCCGGAAUCAGAAGUGGAAAUACUUCUCACAGCUCUUCAACUACAUGGUCGUCAAGACACUCCGAUCAGCCUCAAAUCCGUCGACGCUGCAACCAAGCUCCAAAUUCCAACCCCGACCACAAUUCACGCUCUCUUCCACAGAUAUCUCGAGAUUUGCGCCCCCGUGUCACGGAGCACCAUUCAAGGGCUUGCGGCGUUCGCUCCAUCGCCAGACGCGAAGUCGUGGGUCCUCAGGCUCGGCCAAGACAAGAUUUCCUAUUUGUCUUAUCUCAGGAAGAACCACCUGACACUGGGUCGUCUCCUCAAGCUUGCCAGUCCAGACGAACCGUGGGCACACCUGCCCCUGUCUUAUGUGAUAGAGGCUUUGCCUCUGAUGCAACCUCGCUAUUACUCGAUCUCGUCAAGUAGCGUUCUCAGCCCCAGAAGGGCCGCCAUAACUGCCCUUGUCGCAUCGGACAAUGUGCCUGAAAAUCAGAAGCAGAAGAUCCUCGGUGUGACUUCCAACUACCUUCUUGCCCUGUCGCAGUCACACUCCGGGUCGGUCGCCGCAGAGAUGCAGACAGAGAAGGCGCUUCGUCCACAGUACGACCUCUCCGGCCCAUCCAAUCUUCUGCAGGGCACCAAGCUCUUCGCCCACGUGCGCAAAAGCAAGUUCAAACUUCCUAUUCAAUCUGGCUGUCCCAUCAUCAUGGUCGCGGCCGGGACCGGAAUAGCCCCAUUCCGAGCCUUCAUUGCCGAGCGUGCAAAACUCCAUGCUAUAGGAAAGCCUAUCGGUGAGAUGAUCCUGUUCUUCGGAUGUCGUCGGCCGCACGAAGACUUUAUCUAUUGUGAAGAACUGGAGCAGACACAAGCUGCUGUGGGAAAAGAUGUGUUCAAGAUCGUCACGGCCUUUUCGCGGGCCCUGGGCCAAGAUAAAGUGUAUGUCCAGCAACGCGUGCGAGAACAUGGCAAAGAGGUUGCCACCUUGAUUGGGGAAAAGGGUGCCAGCUUCUACAUUUGUGGGCGCGCCUCGAUGGCGAGAGAAGUCGGGUGCAGCCUGGGUGAGACGAUGAAAGAGAUCAAGGGAUGGAGCGAUUCUGAGGUGAGGAGCUGGAGUGAAGGGCUCAAGCGAACGGGCAAGUGGAAGGAAGAUGUCUGGGGUUGA